This is a messenger RNA of Arachis ipaensis, 2961 nucleotides long. The record is from RefSeq and is a predicted model, not a curated record. Lineage: Eukaryota; Viridiplantae; Streptophyta; Magnoliopsida; Fabales; Fabaceae.
UGCACCACCAAACAAAACUGAAAAGCCAGCUGUUGCUAUCGUUUUCACUUUUUUCUUAACAAACUCACUUAUUCCAUUGCAUUGAUAAUAAAUAUAUCCUGCCAUUUCGUCUCUUGUUGACAUUCAGACUUGAAGGAGUUGCCGUUUUUCGAGAUGUUUAGUCCUGAUUUAUAACCUUGUUCAUGUUGCAUUAAUUAGUUUUCAUUGUUUCAUCAUUUAUGGACCAAGACAUUUAAGCAGCCAUUCUUGUCUUGUCUUAGCUCCUGCUUUAGCUUAAGAAAUCAUCGAUAGAACAUCCUCAACAUAAGAUCACCAGAAGAUGGGAGAUAUAUUGCCGCAUAAAUAUGGUUGCUGCUUAGUAUUCUGGAGACGCGGAACAACCUCGGAGACUUCUACUCCCAUUGCCAAAAUCAAUGACAACAAUUUUGUGAAGGAACCGAACCCAAAAAACAUGAAAAGGUAUGGAGGUGGCUCCAAAGAUGCAUCUUCGGUGCCAACAACUACGUCCAAAGCCCAGGAUUAUUCAUCACGUUCUAACUCCUCCAAGCCUCAUCAAUACAAGCCAACUCUUGCUGUGACCGAAAAUAAAGUACGAGGCACAUCAAGAGUUUCACCUGCUGAGGGCUAUGUCACUCAAGGAAAGAGGGUGCCCCAAGAAGCCGUUGGCAUAUCUGGCGAGCUCGAAAGAAUGAUCAUGGAUCACCACAAGUCCAAUGGAAGCAGUACCCUUGUUAGAGCUUCAUCAAGCAAUGUCAUGCUGGCUGGUGAUUUAGGUAACCUGAGGCAACAGAGUACCAAUUCAAGCAAUAGUGCUGUGGGCAAACAUAUUAGGCAAGAAAACCCAGACCCGGUUGCUUAUAACGGAAGAAACACAAAUCCUACGGAGCAAAAUGUGGCCAGAAUAGAAAAGAAAGACUCUGCUUCUUUUUGCAGAGCACUAUCUAUUAGAAUGGAUCCAGAGCAGUUGAAGAUCAUGGGAAAUGAAGAUUACAAGAAUGGGAGGUUUGAAGAGGCUUUAGCUUUGUAUGAUGCUGCGAUUGCGCUUGAUCCGAAUAAGGCAUCGUAUAGGAGCAACAGAAGUGCAGCAUUAACUGCACGUGGUAGGCUCUUGGAAGCUGUGUUUGAGUGUAGAGAAGCCAUCCAAAUAGAGCCUCAUUACCAUAGAGCUCAUCAUCGAUUGGGAAACUUGUACACAAGAUUAGGGGAAACAGAUAAGGCCCUUUAUCAUUAUAAACAUGCAGGACCUGAGGUUAAUCCAGAAGAGAUUGCAAGAGCAAAGAAUCUUCAGCUCCAGCUAAACAAGUGCACCGAGGCUCGCAGGUUAGGAGAUUGGAACAACCUCAUCAAGGAGACUAAUAACGCUAUAUCAUGCGGUGCAGAUUCCGCUCCACAGAUAUUUGCAUUGCAAGCAGAAGCAUUUUUAAAGCUCCGAAGGCAUCAAGAUGCAGACGAAGCAAUGUCAAAGGGUCCAAAGUUUAAAGUUGAGGAUUGUACCAAGUUCUUUGGAGCCAUAAGCAAUGCAAAUUUGUUGGUGACUCGGGCUCAAGUUGAUUUGGUUGCUGGCAGGUUAGUGUCUUAAAACAAGUAGAGUGGUCAGUGGUGAAUAUUGAUUUUUAAGUGCUUAAUGGCUUAAGUGUUGGGCAGAUUUGAAGCUGCAUUAGAAGCAGUUCAAGAAGCAGGUAGGCUAGACUCAAAUAACAGGGAGGUUAGCAAAGUGAUGAGGAAGGCGAAAGGCAUGGCAGCUGCAAGAUCAAACGGCAACAACCUUUUCAAGGAAUCGAAAUUCUCCGAGGCUUGUGCUGCCUAUGAAGAGGGUCUUGCCCAUGAUCCUUAUAACUCGGUUUUGCUAUGCAACCGAGCUGCUUGUAGAGCAAACUUAGCUCAAUACGACAAAGCUGUGGAAGAUUGUACGGCUGCUCUUAGUUUGCGCCCAUCUUACACCAAGGCCAGGUUGAGAAGAGCUAAUUGUAAUGCAAAGGUAUUCAAUUUCCUAAACUUCAAUUUCCAUGUUUUUUAUAAAAAAAAAAAAGAAGAGAAAUUGAACUGUGAUAUAUUUAUGGUGAAAUUGCAGUUGAAAAAAUGGGAAGCUGCAAUACAAGACUAUGAAAUAUUGGUAAAAGAGACACCGGAAGAUGAGGAAGUAAGCAGGGCUUUGUUGGAGGCCAAAGAGCAACUCAGUAAAAAGUAAUUAGCCAGGGCCUUACUUGUAUGGUAUAGUUUAGAUGAGAAGAUAGUUAGAGAAACAGCUACCUCCAAUAUAUGGAGGAAUUGCAUCAUUAAUGUCCAAAGAUUAGGGCCGAUUUGUUUAUGGACUAGUAUACAUUUGAUUUGUUUGUUUGUUAAAUUCGUAAUUUGUAAAUAGUAAAUUGAAUGAAUAAUAUUCGUACAAGCUUGUACAUUUUUUCCCCUUAGUCACAUGCAAAUUAUUAAAUAAUUAUGUUACGUUGAGACCCUAAAUCUCGCGGGGGUAUGUCUUUCACAUUUUCUAAUGUGCCACUGCGACCGCGAGAUUCACAUGUGACAGGCCUAACAUGAAGAACUGGUUCAAUUAAAUAUUUAGGUGAUUGGAUUUUCAAAAUGGAAGCAAUAGUAAUUAGGUUGAUUUGGAUCUCUACAUUCCUUGCAUCAAUAUAUUGACUUUGACACCUAAUUGCUUGGAGUAAGAUCCAUGGGGGGUAAUGCAGAUAACAAGUAUUAGGGUUUAUCCUCCCGCGCAGCGAUGUGAUCACCACGUAGCCAGCCUGCCAUAUUUUGAAUACAACAUUAUCGAGAGAGAUGAGAUCUACCACUUUCGUUAUUGUUCGUAUAAAAGAAUUUAUGAUUUGUACCAUAAAAAGACUCACAAAAAGAUCAUUUUUCAUUUCAUUAUUAUUAGGCAACAUUACAAAGACUCGCAAAACAGUAGAGUGUUGCCUAAAGGAAAAGCUCUCAAAGUUGCCCCGAAGCAUUCAAGCAUUACAA